GUGAUCAAUCGCAACAAAUAUUUUUGGUGUCUGGAUUUCAAUUUACUCGUGGAACAUGAGAUAUAUUGAAAUCGAGAAUGUGACUUUCAAUUCGCUUCAAAUUCUCACAGCAGAAUGUCCCAUCAUGAGCAGGACUUGUGUUGUAGAUUAUGGAUUCCCCAGAAGAUUCACAACUCACGUGUUCGUGUGGGCUUUCUGCAAAAUUAUGGACAUCAAAGACCCACAGAAACCCUUACAGGAUGUUCUACAGUUGUCCCAAGUAUCCAAAUAACCAAUGCGAGUUCUUCCAAUGGUGUGACGAACCACUUCUGACUGGUGACAAACAUUUGGAUGAGCUAAAUCUGAUUGGUAGUGAGUGCAUACGAUUACAAGAGAGGGUCGAUGAUAUGCAACAAGAAUGGGAUAAUGAAAGGGCUGAUUGGAACAGGGAAAGAACGGAAAGAACGGAGCUAACGUUAGAAUUAUCAUCCGUGGUCGAUGAUAUGCAACAAGAAUGGGAUAAUGAAAGGGCUGAUUGGAACAGGGAAAGAACGGAGCUAACGUUAGAAUUAUCAACCGUGAAAGCUGAGCUCGACAAAAUAAAGAACGAAAUCAAGCUUGUGAAUGAGUCCGUUGUAAUGCCUCCACUGGACAAAUUAUCCAAAGAAGACGAGGAGGAAGACGAUGCACUGGUCAUACAAACGAUAUAGAAGGCACGAAAAAAAGAUUAUGCGACAAAUGACAGCUUUUGCAAUUCUGCAUUUUGCUUCUUCUUGUUAUCUCCGUGGCUCUUAAACGUGAUACUAGCUAUCAUAGUUUGUAAAUCAGGUUCAGAGCCUUUGCUAACGUUCUCUUUGUGCUAUUUUGAGUUGGUAUUGUACACAGAGCUGACAGAGAUGAAGCAAUAGUUUCCUGUAAAGAACCUUAAAGGUCUUUUUGGCUUUGUAAUCCACUCUGUGCGGAGAUAUGUGACAAAUUAUAUCUAUAGACUUGAUUAUCCUUCCAUAACUUAUGCUCGUAAAUU
Messenger RNA from Rhododendron vialii, 1003 nucleotides. RefSeq lists its product as uncharacterized. The transcript has 2 exons. Gene Ontology annotation, molecular function: zinc ion binding. NCBI's taxonomy places the organism in Eukaryota, Viridiplantae, Streptophyta, Magnoliopsida, Ericales, Ericaceae. The coding region runs from base 150 to 689 and encodes 179 amino acids. The record is from RefSeq and is a predicted model, not a curated record.